This is a messenger RNA of Belonocnema kinseyi, 6671 nucleotides long. RefSeq names its product tyrosine-protein phosphatase non-receptor type 23 (gene mop). Gene Ontology annotation, molecular function: protein tyrosine phosphatase activity; protein binding. Gene Ontology annotation, biological process: protein transport to vacuole involved in ubiquitin-dependent protein catabolic process via the multivesicular body sorting pathway; early endosome to late endosome transport; endocytic recycling. The transcript has 15 exons. Bases 122 to 5977 code for a protein of 1951 amino acids. Gene Ontology annotation, cellular component: endosome. Lineage: Eukaryota; Metazoa; Arthropoda; Insecta; Hymenoptera; Cynipidae. The record is from RefSeq and is a predicted model, not a curated record.
GGAAGAAACGACAAAUUUGACGUUUGUCCAUCGUUUAUCGCAUAAACUUUUAGGUUUUCAUCAAACAUUUGUGACAGGUGACGACUUUUUAUAAUUUUUGAAACUAAGGAAAAAAAUCACGAUGGAGGCAGUUCCGAGGCUGCCGAUGGUCUCUUUCCAAUUAAAAGUUAGCCCGGAACCCACUUGUUUUGGUACAAAACUCAAGCAGUAUAUUCGCGACUUUUACAAUGAAGAUCCAGAAUCAUAUAAUACCGAAAUACAUCAACUGGAAAGUUUACGAGCCUCUGCGGUUCGUCCACCCAUUGAUGUCAAGGGAUGUGAAUUAUUAAAAAGAUAUUAUUGUCAACUACACUUUCUGCAAAGUAGGUUUCCGAUGGGAAAAGAUGGUCCUGCUGCUGUUACAUUUACGUGGAAAGACACUUAUGCCAAUAUGGUGUGUUCUUUGGCCAACAUUCGUUUCGAAACGAUUUCCGUUCUCUACAAUAUCGGUGCAAUUCACACUCAACUGGGUGCGCACACAGAACGUACAUCUGCUGAGGGAAUGAAAAUGGCUUGCACUCAUUUUCAGUGUGCAGCUUGGGCUUUUGAUCACUUAAAAAAUAGUUAUCCUCACCCUCCUGGGGUUGACUUAGCCCCAGAGUUGAUGACCUUUAUGUACCAAUUGUGCCUGGCUCAAGCACAAGAAUGCAUUUUAGAAAAAAGCAUGCUUGACAAUCGCAAACCAUCGAUAGUGGCCAAGGUUGCUCGGCAAAUAGUUGAUUACUAUGACAUAGCAUUCAACACCCUAGAGAAUGGAGGCAGUGAAGAUGCAGUUGUUUGCGAAACAGUAGGCGCUCCAAUUUACAAGAUCUGGAAGAGGUAUGUGAAAUUUAAAAGAGCAUAUCACUUGUCCGUUACACAACUUUAUCAAGGACUCGCUGCUGAAGAACAGCGAAAAAUGGGAGAAAGGGUGGCAUUUUAUAACGCGUCUUUGACAUCUUUAAAUGAAGUUCGUACGCUAUACACAAGCGCCAAAGGUAUAAAGGGAAUAACGGGUGCUGCAGAUGAAAAAGAAGCUAUCGAAGAUGCACUUACAUUCACGAACGACGUGAUCGAAGGUAAAAGAAAAGCUGCAAAAAACGAGAACGAGUUCAUUUAUCAUGAGGAAGUACCGGAAAAAGAUGUUCUUCCGACUGUUAAGGGUGCUUCUUUGGUUAAAGGAAUUUCCUUCAAUGUGAACGACCCCGAGGUUUCCGGUACAGAUAUAUUCGCUAGGCUGGUUCCAAUGAAAGUGCACGAGGCGAAUUCACUUUACUCGGAAGAAAAAGCAAAGUUACUUCGUUCCGUUGGUACGAAAAUCGAAGAGCGUGAUCAGAUAUUAAAUACUUAUCUGGUGUCAUUAAAACUCGAAAAUCUGGGCUUAUGGGAUCCAGAUGCAGUGAAUUCAGAAUCUGAAGUUUUACCUCUUCCUGAAGAAUUGGCCGAAAGAUGUGCUGCAAUAAAUGCGAAACCCAACGCAAUUCAAGAACAAGUAGACACGAUGGCAAAAUUGUCGGAUACUUACCACAAUGUGGAGGCGAUGCUAAAAGAAAUCGAUGCGAUUUUAUCAGAAGAGCAGCAGAGGGAAAAACAGUACCAGGAAACAAUGGGUAAACGACCACCAUCAAUAGUUGCCACCGAUUUGACAAGAGAGGCAAAAAAGUAUGAGGAAGCUCACGCUAAAGCAUCCGAAAGUAAUCAGGCUCUCCAUAGAGCAAUGAAUUUGCACUUGAACAAUUUGAGGAUACUUUCUCAACCAUUGUCAAGUUUAAUGGCGCAUAUUCCAUCCCCCAAGGCGAACUUAUCAGGUGAAAGUAGCAGCGAAGAGAAGACAGACAACGAAUCUGAAAAGAUUCACACUAGAGAGUUAAAGCGCAUACUAAAUAAAGUGGAUGAAAUGCGCAGGCAAAGAAGCGAUUUGCACAAUAAAUUGCGAGAAUCAAUAUCUCAAGAUGAUUUGACAAGACUGUUGGUUACAGCUACGUCUGAAUCUGAGCCACUUGACCAUGUCUUUGCAGAACAAAUCAGCAAACAUCAACCACUCGUUCAGCUAAUAGAUCAAAACUUAGCUGCUCAAGAAAACAUAUUGUCUGCAUUAACGGAAGCGUACGCGCAAACCGCAGACACUCGAAAGUCAGUUGAUGAAAUUUUAAAACGCCGCGAAUUUAUCAUAUCCUCCUUGAUCGCCUCCUACGACGCGUAUGAAGAUUUGCUAGCAAAAACGACGAAGGGCUUAGAAUUUUACAGGAAGAUGGAAAUAAACGUGACCAAAUUGCUGCAAAGAGUGAAGAACACCUGUAAAGUUCAGGAAGAAGAGCGUGCGCAGAUUCUAGCACAGAACAGUCCAGGAACACAUGCUGUGAAUGACCUUUCCCUUUCAGAAAGCAAAAAUCAGUCUCAGCAUAUGCUUCCGAAAGAGCAGAGUGCAACAGGCAGUGGCUUAAAACUCAAGGACUACCUGGCAAAUCGAGUAACAAACAUUCCCCUCUAUCACAAUCAGUACUCUGAUCAUCGAACUACGAAAACAAAUGCUGACCAGUCAGUGGUGAAGGCAUCCAAAACUGAUCACAACGGUACGAGUGAAAAUAUGCCUUCCGCCAAUGUCUCACAGUUCACUGAUCCUACGCAAGCCUAUCAAUAUUAUCAAAGCAGAUACCCCGAUUACUAUCCCGGUCAGCAAAGUUCCUACAAUACACAGUACAUGUAUGGAGAAACAGUAAGCGUGAUGAGUGGUUUGAAUGCCAGUUUUCCCAAGACUGGAACCACUUUCUCUGACAGCGUCUACAGACAGGCUGGAAAGAUGAAGGCAGCGACCGAACUGUCCAGCACUUCCGACACCUACAGCGGCUACACUGCCGCUCAACAAAGUCAAGUUCAAUACCCAACGGAUCCGAAUACAAGAGAUCAGUAUCAGGCUUAUUCCUAUAAUGCGAAUGCCGCUUACUCGUAUCCUGGUUAUCAAAUGAUGCAGGAAAAUCCUAACUAUCAAGCGACUCAGCGGGUAAAUAGCGCUUCACCUCAGCAUCAGAAUUUCGCUCCAGUUCAGAUGCAACCUGGUCAGCAGGCCAAUGUAGAUCCCGAGGUUGGGAGAAAGGCAGAACUGAAUCAAUCAGUGCCUCAUGCAGCUUCUAUGAACCAGACUUACAAUACCUUAUCUGACGGCAAGACGAAUGUCUACGCGCCGAGCUCAAUCCAAAAUACUGCCGAGUAUUACCAACCGCAAAAGGACUCUCCACAGCAGGCAGGAAAUCAAAUCUCUGGUAAUGCUUACCAAGCUGGUGUUUCUCAACCGAUUUUGCAGCAGCCGAAUCAUCUCGCGACGCAAAAUUACUUGAAUCCAAUGAUUGCUGGAAAUGUGGAAAUGCCUGCGAUGCAGAUGUCUCACGGCAAUCAAUCCGUUCAUCAGCAUCCCUCUCAGGUUGAUUUGCAACAGAUAAAUUCACAGCAAAGGAUUAUUCCACAACAGGUUACUCAACAACAGAUGACACCUCAACAGCCGAUUAAUUCUCAACAGUCAACUCCACAGGCGCAGUUAGUUCAAAAUCUGCCAAGUGCAUCGCCUGGGAUUCACUACUCAAUCCCCCAACAAUACACCCCAAAUCAGCACAUGGGAAUGUAUACCAAUACCUCUGCUACCGAUAGUUCAACAUAUUCCGUCGCCUCGAAGAACGUUCCUUCGGCGAAUAUCAGCAGCAAUUCCUACUAUGAUGCCGCCUCACAGUAUCCUAAUGCAGUGGCGAAUCCUCAAACUAAUUACGGCUCAGAACAAGCGCAGAAUUAUUCGAAUACUCAAGCCCAAGCUGGCUACCCAACUCAAACACAAGAUGGAAUAAGCUCGCAAAAUUACAGCGUCUAUGGUAGCUAUCAACAAACUACAGAUACUAGCCUUCCCUAUCAAAAUGUACAGAAUUCGAGUACAAAUCCGAAUAUGAGCCAGAGUUAUAACUCAGAAAUGAUACAGAGUCAUGCGAAAGCGAACUCGAUUCCGAAUUAUCAGCAAAAUUACUACAAUCCUCAAGAGCAUUAUGCUGGAUCGACGCAGUAUUCGGGCUAUUCUCAAGGAUAUAAUAAUAGUUAUGGAAAUACACAACAAGCUAGUGGAAUGACGAGUUCGUCCGCGGAUUCGUAUCAAGGUCAUCCUGGUUAUGGGUACAAUGCUGUCUCAGGAGGAUACCAGUAUUCCUCGGGUUAUCAAAAUACGCAAACGAUGAUUGGACAGGAGCAGAAUAAUGCUGCGAGAAAUGUAUCUGUUCCUGCGAACAGUAAUGUUUAUCAGCAGCAAGAUGCAUACUCGUUGUAUACUAAUGCGAGCAAUAGUGCUGCCACGACAAAUCAGACAACUUCUUCACAAUACUCGAGCAAUGUUGCGAAUUCGAUGCCUGACAAUCAGACGUAUUACGCUUCGCAGUUUGGUCAACGAACUCCAAAUCAAGCUGGAAAUGUGGAAAAUGCAAAUCAGCCAUACAUGCAAGCAACCAACAACGAAACAAAUAAUUCGAGUUCAGGGCCAUUUCCAUCUACUGAACCAAAAUCCAAUGUCGAUCUUCUCUCUGACCUGGACAUUACAAUUAAUCACGCUCCACUUCUCCCGGAAGUUCAGGUAGAUAAAGGUAAAGAUGAAAAGGAUGAUGUGAAAAGUGAAGUUGAAACUACGGAAGAAACUGCAGAAGUGAAGGUAGUUCGAAAAAACUCGACAGUCCAAACAGACGAUAAAAAUGACAACCUGCAAAUCGUCUGGGACACGUGGUAUUUAGAUGUGCAGCCAAAGAGAGAUCCACUUGCAGAGCCAACGGUCUUGCAAAAGUUUGUUAUUGACAUCGAAAAAUAUGAAAAAUUCAUUGACAGUCUAUUAGUGAAGACACUGAGCGGCGCUACAACACUCGAUAAUAAAUGGAAGGAAGUUCGAGAAUUCGAGGAACGUGAAGAGAAGAAACAGUCUGCCAACAUCGCAAUUUCGAAUUUCGCUGCAAACAGAUCUGCAAGUUGUAUUCCCUAUGACUUAAGCCGGGUGGAAUUGACUUCCGUCGAGCGGCCUUCUUAUAUUAACGCUUCAUAUGUAAGAGAUGUAACCCAAUGGACUCCAGCAGCAUUUAUUAUCACGCAAGCCCCUAAGGCUGAUGCUUUCCAAAUAUUUUGGACCAUGGUUUGGGAACAAGAGAGCGAGGUUAUUGCUUGCUUAGCAACUGAUAUGCAGUUGAGUGGUGAUAUUUAUUGGCCGUCAAGUGAAGAGAAGAAUUUAGUAUUGGGUGACUUUACACUGAAGUUGCAGAAUAAAAUUAACCAUGCAUCUUAUAUUCAGAGAAUCAUUUCUCUUUCACGUUCUGGACACAAGGAACGGAUUGUUGUGCACAUGCAAUUCCUCAUGUGGCCAUCAAAUAGUUUCCCAAGUAGUCCUGGCCCACUACUCGCCUUUGCUACCGAUGUUAUGUCGGAACAAGCAUUGAGACAUUGUUCCCCAAAACCGAUAAUAGUUCAUUGUCUAAAUGGUGGACCUCUCAGUGGAUUAUUUUUGAUCGCAACUGCUGCAGUGUGUCACGUUCGAGCAGGUCAUGGGAUUGUAGAUGUACCUUUGGUAUUUUCAAGUCUUGUAAAGUUUCGCAAAGGUCUGGUUGACAAGGAUACUCUGCAGUUUGGUUACCGCAUGGUUCUUUAUCAGGCUCAAGAUACUCUAAUGAAAAGAGGAAUUUUGUCAUCAACACGGCCGACUUUUGAAAGUUUCGAGGAAAUGAAGAAAGGAAAGUCGAUGAGAAAGACACAACAUUGUCAUCCAUCAGACGAUUUUCUUCACAAUUUUGCGGCGGGUAUGCAGCAUAGUAUUGCUUCACAACCAGGUGGUCAGCCUACCUCAGCAGCCAGACCAAAUACACCACAGAGUAUUUCCGCGACCACGCAGGAGAAGCCUGACGUCGUGGUGGAUCCAUUAAGCCAGUUAGAUCCUCUCUGGACCAUCCGAAGAUAGUCACUAAUUGUAUAAUAAUGUUCAAUUUAUAAACGAGAGUGGGAAGAAUGCAAAGAAGUUAGAUUGUGAGUAUGAGUUACGGCAUUCGAGAUAAUCAUGUACAUAGCUUAGGAAAGUGGGUGAACGUCAUGCAUCUGGACACGACCUUGUCUAUUUAAUUAUCUGUAGAAUUGAACAACAAAAAAUCUUUGAAAAUUUUCCCUUAAAAACUUAACAAGCAGACUUGUUUACUUCUGGACCAAAUUUGCGGAUUUUCAAUUACUCGUCGGGUUUUACAGUCGGUAUUACCGAGAAAAAAAUAGGAAUUUUUGAGGAAAUUACUUAAGGACUAGUGAAUUUCGAGAAGAAAGCAGAAAGAAAAAAAAACACAACUUUUUAAACGAUUUUUAAAAAGUUUUGAGUAAUGAUUUUUUUUAGGCUGUUUGAGAGUUUUGCUUUCGCAUGAGGUGAUUUUAUUGAAUUGAACAGACUGAUUAGAUUACUGAAAGCUUAAUUGAUUUUUAUGAGCAGCGAAUUCGAUCACAGUUUGAAAUGAAGGAUCCGGAUUUAUGUAAUAUUUUAAUACUUUGCUACGAUAGAACACAGAAAUUAGUGACAGCCAUCGAAAAUGAAAUAUGCAAGAAGAAUGAAUUGUAUAUGUCAAGUUUGCUUGGCAAAUAAGGAAAUAAUAAAUGUACGAUUCUGAAAUACCAAA